Chinchilla lanigera (long-tailed chinchilla) is the source of this 2851-nucleotide messenger RNA. It is a transcript of the gene Tnfsf10, whose product is annotated as tumor necrosis factor (ligand) superfamily, member 10. Lineage: Eukaryota; Metazoa; Chordata; Mammalia; Rodentia; Chinchillidae. Gene Ontology annotation, molecular function: tumor necrosis factor receptor binding; CD40 receptor binding. Bases 72 to 965 code for a protein of 297 amino acids. Gene Ontology annotation, cellular component: membrane. Gene Ontology annotation, biological process: immune response. The record is from RefSeq and is a predicted model, not a curated record. The transcript is spliced from 5 exons.
UAAACAUGACUCCGCCCCUCUGAGCUAGCUGUGAUCCUUAGUUUCUUACAAGAACCUGGAGCCUGACUGACAUGGUGCAGUCAUACCCUGACCAAACCAUGUCCUCUGUGCAGACCCUCGGAGGCCCCAGCCCUGGGCAGACCUGUGUGUUGAUUCUGAUCUUCACCGUGCUCCUGCAGUCCCUCUGUGUGGCUGUGACUUAUGUGUACUUCACCAACGAGCUGAAACAGAUACAGGACAAGUACUCCAAAAGUGGCAUUGCAUGUUUCUUAAAGGAAGACCACAGUUCUUGGGACCCCCAUGACGAAGACAGUAUGAAUAGUCACUGCUGGCAACUCAAGUGGAAACUACACCAGCUCAUUAGAAAGAUGACUUUGACAACCUUUGAGGAAACCAUUCCUACAUCUCAAGAAGAACGACUAAGCCUUUCCCUAGGGCAAGACAGAAGGUUGCAGAAAGCAGCAGCUCACAUAACAGGGACCACUCGGAAAAGUACCAAAUCCUUAGACCUAGCAUCCAAGAAUGAAAAGGCUUUGGGCUACAAACUACAACACUGGGAGUACUCAAGGAAAGGACAUUCAUUCCUGAAUAAUUUGCACUUGAGGAAUGGAGAACUGGUUAUCCAUCAAGCAGGGCUUUAUUACAUCUAUUCCCAAACAUACUUUCGCUUUCAAGAAAGUGAAGAAACUUCAGGAAUGAUUUCAAAGGAAGAGAACAGAAAGAAAAACAAACAAAUGGUACAAUAUAUUUACAAAUUCACAAGCUAUCCUGAACCUAUAAUGCUGAUGAAGAGUGCUAGAAAUAGUUGUUGGUCCAAAGAUUCAGAAUAUGGACUAUAUUCCAUCUAUCAAGGAGGUGUGUUUGAGCUUAAAGAAAAUGACAGAAUUUUUGUCUCUGUAACUAAUAAAAGCUUGAUUGACUUGGACCAAGAAGCCAGUUUUUUUGGCACAUUUUUAAUUAGCUAAAUGAUCUGCAAAGAAAAAGCAAUAAUUUCAAAGUGACGAUUCAUCCUUUAGGAUGAAAGAUAUGAAGAUCCCUAGAAUUUGUGAAGAGGAGCGGCCACAACUAGAAGUCUCUGAAACACACCUUUAACAUCUCUGAAAAUAAAUCACUUUAUUCUAAAAAUUGAAAUUUCCAAAGGGCCACUCAAGGCUCUACCUGAUAUCAGUUUGCUAGCAGAAAUCUAGAAGAUUCUCAGACAUCAAACAUUUAUGAAACAAUUAACAUAUUUGUAUUUAUCAUCUAGUUCUUAGGGAGAUUCUAGGAGAAAGACCAACAAUCCAACUCUUAAACAGUCACCACAGCGGUAACUCAGGAACAUUCUCAUAUUGAAAGAAAAAAAGCACCACUUGAAGAUUCCCAAGGAGGCAGUCUUCCAUCAAGACAACCAGUGUAGCCAUCCAACUGUGGUGGAACACCUAUCAUCCCAGCACUUAGGAGGCAGAGGUAGGAGCCCAGGAGUUUGAGACCAGCCUGAGCAACACAAAAAGACCUCGUCUCAAGAAACAAAAAAUGAUAUUUGCAAUGUACAAAGGGGAAUCUAUAACAUCCCAUACCUUGCAGGAUUUUCUCCUACACCUGGAUUUGGUAAAAGUAAGGAAAUUGCCUUCAAAGUACUAUCAUCUAAUUUAACAAAUAAAUAAUAAAGCUUUGUUCAGAGAUCCAGCAGAAACCAAUUGUGAGCAGCUUGUGCUUCUCCCUUCUGAAAGUCAGGCUGGCCAAAACCACGGAAUGUAUUUUUGCUAAAGGACUCUGUGAUGAGUGGUCAGCUAAUCAGAAAUGAAGGAAGUUUUUCUCAUCCGAACAGGAGAAGAAACAGGAAAGUGGAAAUUAUAAACACAGGCAAUGAUAAACAGCAGAAAAGAACCGAAUGUUGUACUUCUGUCCACACCAAAUAUCAUAUUUAUCUGCUUAAGACUAUAUCAUUUAUUUUGAUCUGAAAAAAAAAAAUACUCACUUUUAUCUUCCCAAAUCAAAAUACAAGACGUUUCUUCCUUCUAUAUUCAGUCUCACAAGUCGUAGGGGGCAUCUAAUCUCUAAUUGCUGUUGUUGUUUUUUUAUACUUCUCAUUUCAAAAGUCAGGCAGGCAUUAAACAGUGCUUAUUGUGGUAAAAUAUGCACAACAUUUACCAUUUUAACCAUUUCAAGCAGACAACUCAGUGGCAUUAAGUACUUUCACACUGUCAGGCACCUGUCACCACCGUCAGGAGUUUCCUAUCACCCCAAUAUGAAACUGUGCCGCAGCCUAAUGUACCCACGCUGGUACACGAAGACGCUCACUGAAGUGUGUGCUGUUGUUUGGAUGAGUAUUUCCCAAAGGUCUGUAUUAAAGGCUUGUUGGCCAGAGUGGUGGUAUUGGGAGGUCUGUGGGCACUGGAGCUGUGUCCCCAAGAGGGACUUGGGGACCCGAUUAUCUCUCUGGCUCCAAACAUGACUGCUCACUCUGAUGCUCAAACCUGCCAUGAGGUGACUGUCUCACCAGAGGCCCACAUCUAUGAGUCCUCUAGACUUUGAGCUGGGACUCCAGGGCCAUGAGCCAAAAUACACUUUUCUUUACUUCUUCAGUAGCCAGGUAUUUCGUUAUAGGUGCAAAGCAGUUCUAUGGUGUGAUUUGGUCACCUAGGUCUUUUUUCAAAAAGCUCCUUUGAAUUUAAUUUUAUAACCCACUGCAGACAGUUGGCCCUUCUGACUGCCUCACCCAUUGUCUUUGCAUAAUCCUAAUAAGAAUAUUACAUACUAACAAAUUGUUACCCAGUUACUGAAACUCUGUCUUCUCUCGUGAGAAUAUGAUACCAGGACACAUUUAAUCUUGAUUACAACUGUAUAUCAGGACCCAAAUGUAGUCCCUACA